Molecule: messenger RNA, 1368 nt
Organism: Coffea arabica (coffee)
Lineage: Eukaryota; Viridiplantae; Streptophyta; Magnoliopsida; Gentianales; Rubiaceae
Source: RefSeq, a predicted model, not a curated record
AAUGAAAAUGCAGGCAGAGAAAAUGAUAAUGACCGGACUCUAAUGACGGUACCUAGAAUGGCUGAUCAUUCAGGUAUAUGGGCCAAGCCAGAUAGUGAGAAUUAUAUUCAGUGCAUUGAUCAGUCAAAACACAAAAAGUUGGACGAAAAGACGAAUGGUUACCUUCUGAUAAACGCAAAUGGUGGCUUAAAUCAGAUGAGAUUUGGGAUCUGUGACAUGGUUGCUGUUGCUAAAGUCAUGAAGGCAACUCUUGUUCUUCCCUCCCUCGAUCACACUUCUUACUGGGCUGACGAGAGUGGCUUUAAAGAUCUAUUUGACUGGGAACACUUUAUUCAGACAUUGAAAGAUGAUAUUCACAUAGUUGAGGCACUACCACCUGAAUAUGCUGGAAUUGAACCGUUCAACAAAACACCCAUUUCCUGGUCUAAGGUCAGCUAUUACAAGUCAGAAGUUGCCCCACUUCUGAAGCAGCAUAAAGUGAUCUACUUUACUCAUACCGAUUCCCGGCUUGCCAACAAUGGUCUUCCAAACUCCAUACAAAAGCUAAGAUGCCGUGUGAAUUAUAGAGCUUUGAAGUACUCAACCCAAAUUGAAGAAUUAGGGAAAACUUUCGUGUCAAGAAUACGAUACAAUGGAAGUCCUUACCUUGCUCUCCACUUGAGAUAUGAGAAGGAUAUGCUGGCUUUCACAGGAUGCAGUCACAAUUUGACAGCAGAAGAAGAUGAGGAACUUCGUAAGAUGCGAUACGAGGUGAGCCAUUGGAAGGAAAAAGAGAUCGAUGCAGUAGAGAGAAGAAAGGUUGGUGGAUGCCCUUUGACACCCAGGGAGACGGCCCUUUUGCUUCAGGGGCUAGGAUAUCCAUCCAACACUAGGAUUUACUUGGUUGCUGGUGAAGCUUAUGGAAAUGGGAGUAUGCAAUAUCUCACGGAGAGCUUCCCAAAUAUCUUCUCCCAUUUGACUUUAUCAUCUGAGGAAGAACUAAAUCCUUUCAGAAAUCACCAGAAUAUGUUAGCUGGGUUGGACUAUGUAGUUGCUCUUGAGAGUGAUGUUUUUGUAUACACCUAUGAUGGUAAUAUGGCAAAAGCAGUACAAGGUCAUCGGCGCUUUGAGGAUUUCAAGAAAACUGUCAAUCCAGACAGGAUGAAAUUUGUAAAGUUAGUUGAUGAUCUUGAUGAAGGGGUAAUGUCCUGGAAAAAAUUCAGUUCUAAGGUAAAAAAACUUCACAAGGAUCGCAUUGGAGCCCCCUAUCCAAGGGAGCCUGGCGAAUUCCCAAAGCUAGAAGAGAGCUUUUAUGCAAAUCCGCUUCCUGGCUGUAUUUGUGAAAAAAGCCGAAAGAUAGAAGAGGUUCGACUCAACAGGUUUUGCUGA